AUGCGGACUGUCGAUCCAGACUUGUGGUAUCAGAAAGUAAGGAAACCACCCUUAAAUGUAUCACGACCUUUAAGAUUUGGGAUUAAGGGGGCGUCUCGUUUUGAAGUUAGAUUAAGAAAGAGCUUCCGUGAUGCGAUGUUGGAGUUCUGCAGAAAUUGUUCUGUUGAAGGCGUCGCGUUUACAAUGGAUAAAAGUAACCCGAAGCCUUUGAGAUGGUGCUACCUGACCGUACUUGUGGUGUCGAUGACUUGCGGGCUAGCGAUAAUGGUCUAUAAUAUUAUGUGGUUUUGGAGUAUACCGCCUCUCACGAUGACCACAUUGCCUUUGCAGCAUCCGGCCCAGCACAUCGACUUCCCCGCAAUUGCCAUUUGCAGUUACAAUUUAAUAAGUCGCUCUGCACUUAAUGAAUACGCUCAAUUAUUUCCUAUGGAUAGAAAUAACACGAUUCACAAAACGAAUCUUGUGGGACAAGACAGUGGACUCACAGUGGUGGUGAGAGAAAACCCAGAUGAUAUCACCUACGUGCGGCGGAUUCGGGAUGGGUUUGAUGUGCUCAUAUUCGACGGGUGGGAAUACCCGUUAUUUCGCUCGGGCGUGGUGACUGUGGCGCCGGCCGCACAUUCUGCCGCAAUAUUCGUGCGUCUUCGGGCGCGCUCGGAGAGGACCGCCGACUCUUUGCUGCGUCACAGCGAUGAAUGGCUGGGGUGUCGCAUGAGACGUGCGGGCGAGUUGCCUGGGCAGUGGUCACAUUGUGUGGGCGCGUGUCGCAGUGAGGCGGCGCGAGCGUUGUGUCUGUGCGUGCCGCAUACAUUGCCUCCGCUGCAACGCGAAACGCACAUACACUGCUCGCUCGAAGACCUCAACUGUCUGGCUAAACAUUCAGGCAAAUUUUCAACACUGUAUCCGGGAGACGACGUACACCCAAGUCUAAGCCAGGAGCAGGCUGACUCGGUGGAGUGCGAUCACUGUCGCGUGGACUGUGCGCGCCAGCGGUACUCUGCCGCGACCACUACCAUGCCAUACGCUCUACUGCAGGGGGAUAUCUUCCUUAACCGAAUUUUAAAGGGUGUAGACCUAACGAAUACAUCAAUAGUACAAGUAUUCCAUACGACAGGAGAUCUAGAGUUGUAUAUGUUGGAAACGACAUUUCGCUGGUUCGAAAUAAUAGCACACGUCAACAGUCAGUGGGUGUUCGUGGUGGGAGUUACGGGUGUGAGUGCGCUGGAGUUGCUCUACCACUGCACGCUGCGCUGGCUACACCACUACCGGCGACUGGGGAAGUUAGGGACU
Molecule: messenger RNA, 1290 nt
Organism: Brenthis ino (lesser marbled fritillary)
Lineage: Eukaryota; Metazoa; Arthropoda; Insecta; Lepidoptera; Nymphalidae
Source: the annotation of a GenBank genome assembly